This is a messenger RNA of Dermacentor andersoni, 1527 nucleotides long. The record is from RefSeq and is a predicted model, not a curated record. NCBI's taxonomy places the organism in Eukaryota, Metazoa, Arthropoda, Arachnida, Ixodida, Ixodidae.
GCUUGCUCAGGCGCACAUUUCGUUGCCGCGCCGAACGCUGCGUUGCUCGACGCUCACCGCGUCCAAUGCGGGGCGCGUAGUCGCUGCGCCGUAGCCCAUUGUCUUACACCCCUUGGCGGGUCGACGGGAAGGCUGUCGCGUUCCACUCUUGAACGCGAAGCAGAGUAACGCAUGAGUUGUUUCUUCGUAUAGCCGAACCAAAUAUAGCCAAGCAACAGCAGUUCACCAGGCUAAACAGUGGUUCAACAACUAAAAUAAAGGCUAGUAUGCUUCGCAUCCUGGGCUUAACCUUAGCUAAGCCACAGCCAUUUUUUUUCUAGCAGCAAAAUAGUGUGUGCAUUGUACUGCUUUUCUUAUUAUUGCCUUUUCAUUGAGGGGGGGGGGGGCGCACAUAUGGGCUUGGGUAUAGGGGAGGAAACAGUUUCUCGUUCCCGGCGCCCGAAGCUGUUUUUUUUUUUUUUCUUUUCCGCUGUCGGCACGCGCGCUUCUUCGGUUAGAAAUCACCCUGCUCUACUACAACCAAAAGUCCCUUCUGCUCAAAUGCCUCGAGAAAAAAGAGGGACGACACAUUACAGUUAGAAGCUGACGUUAGACAGCUGACAGAAGCUUGGUGGGCUUGGUGGCUGCUUAGUGUCGUCACCUACAAACCCGCUACUUCUUGCUAUGCAGAUGCUACCCGCCGUCCUCGUCCAUCUGCUCCUUGCUGCCGGUGUGACUACUUCUGCUGACACACCGCCGGCCUGUGGAUUGCUGCGCUACAACUAUGCUCCGCCCACUAUCCAGCUGGCAACCGUCAACGUGUCAAGCUUGAACCCGCCGCUAUCUGCUUUCCUGUCGCCACUGCCGCUGUGCCUGGCCCUGGAUGGUGGAUCGUCAGCGCCAUCGUCACCAACAUCAGCUGCGUUGCCAACUAUAAAUGAGCUGCAGCUGUCAGCCGCGCUUCGUGAGCUUGGUGGCUGCUUAGUGUCAUCACCUACAAACCCGCUACUUCUUGCUAUGCAGAGCAGCAAAAGACUGGAACGGCCUUUCUCGCAACAUCGCCAUUAUCACCUGCCCAUCAAGCUUCAUGCAUAGCAUAUCAAAUAUAACAUCGCACUGAUCGUUAUCAACAAUAUUCUGUCUAACAAAAAAAAAAAAAACACCCCUUAUGUAAUACCCCCUCGGGGGUCUUUAAGAAAAUAAAAAUGAAAUGAAAUGCCUGGUCUCCUGGCUGUUUACAUCUGUGUGGGCCCAGGCAGCGCACGCAAUGCCUGGGGCACCGAGAACGAGAGCCUGUGACAUGCCCAUUUCGCCCCAAAUAUCGAUAAUUCUAUCCUCCCCGGCUGCAGUACUAAACGCUUGUUCUUGGAGGAGGCUUUAAAACAGGAACUGACACUGAAGUAAACAUCAAUAACCACAGUUUAUUUUUACGCAAAGUAAACGCCGCUGUUGGAGAACCACAACACCUUCUGCCACGCCUGCACUCCGCGGUGACCACAGGUGACCGCUCACUGAACGUAGCCAGACCCGCCAGACGGCGCAAAGCCA